Messenger RNA from Fundulus heteroclitus (mummichog), 5328 nucleotides. RefSeq names its product large neutral amino acids transporter small subunit 1. Gene Ontology annotation, biological process: amino acid transmembrane transport; neutral amino acid transport. The transcript has 11 exons. NCBI's taxonomy places the organism in Eukaryota, Metazoa, Chordata, Actinopteri, Cyprinodontiformes, Fundulidae. The record is from RefSeq and is a predicted model, not a curated record. Gene Ontology annotation, cellular component: membrane. Gene Ontology annotation, molecular function: neutral L-amino acid transmembrane transporter activity; L-amino acid transmembrane transporter activity. The coding region runs from base 469 to 2082 and encodes 537 amino acids.
GACACACACGGACCAUACCUUCUGCCACAGGAUUAGGGCAGCAGACCAAAAGCUUACAUAGUCACGUGACUCUCCUCUCCAAACGGUCCCUUCUUGCAGCCCCCUUCGCUUCGUGCGCUAUCCCAUGAUUCACUCCGAGUGGGCGUAGGCACGAGCAUCCAGCAGCAUCACUAAGUUUCAGCUCCUCCCUGCUGCCUGCCUGCUGGGAGUGGGAGACCAGGAGGAUCAGGGUCAGAUAAAUUCCAGACUGAGUGCAAAUGAGAGGACAAUCGUGUGCAUGAGUGUGUGAGAGGACAAAUUAGGCUUGGCUAUAGAGAGAGAGAGAGAGAGGGAGAGUCGUGAGUGUGUCUAUGUGUGUAUGAGAGAGAGAGAGAGAGAGAGGCAGAAGGUAAACCCAGACAGGACGAAAGGGAAGGAAAAGGGAAACAAGAGGUAGGAGAGAAGACAGAACUCACAAAAGGAGGGAACAUGGCUGAGCCGGAGCUGAAAUCGAGAAGCAGCCGGGAGAGUGUUGCUAAAGCAGUGAGCCAGGAGAAGAUGGGGACGGCGGAAGGAGCCUCCAACCAGGAUGGUCUUAUUGUGGAGCAACCAGAAUCCCCUUCAGACCCCAUGGUCUCUCCCCCCACCGCCGCGGAUCCAACGAACAGCCCACCCGAGAAGGGCGAAAAGAUCAAGCUCAAACGCAGCAUCACCCUCUUCAACGGCGUCGGGAUGAUCAUAGGCACCAUCAUCGGCUCGGGCAUCUUCGUGACGCCAACGGGUGUGAUCAAGGAGACCGGCUCUGCUGGCCUCUCUCUGAUCAUCUGGUCUGCCUGCGGGGUUGUUUCCACCAUGGGAGCCCUGUGCUACGCCGAGCUGGGCACAACCAUCGCAAAGUCCGGAGGCGACUACACGUACAUCCUCGAGGUAUACGGUGAACUGGCAGCCUUUCUGAAACUGUGGGUGGAGAUGCUAAUCAUUCGGCCAUCGUCCCAGUACGUGGUCUCCCUGGUGUUUGCCACCUACCUGCUUAAGCCCCUGUACCCAACCUGCCCUGUGCCGGACAGUGCGGCCAAGCUCAUCGCCUGCGCGUGUCUUGCUUCCCUGACGUUUGUGAACUGCAUCAGUGUGAGAGCAGCCACCAAGGUCCAGGACUUGUUCACGGCAUCCAAAUUACUAGCUCUCAUCAUCAUCAUCCUCUUUGGCUUCAUCAAGAUUUCCACAGGUGAUGUGCCCUAUCUGACACCAGAAAAGGCAUUUGAAGGAAGUAAAAUGGGAGUGGACAACAUCGUGUUGGCGCUGUACAGUGGCCUCUUUGCUUUUGGUGGCUGGAAUUACCUGAACUAUGUUACCGAGGAGAUGAUCAAUCCAGAGAGAAAUCUGCCCUUGGCCAUCAUCAUAUCGAUGCCUAUAGUCACGGUGGUUUACGUUCUGACCAACCUGGCCUACUUCACCACCAUCUCUCCUGAAGUCAUGGUUGAGUCUGAGGCGGUUGCUGUGAGUUUUGGGGAGUACCAUCUCGGCGUGAUGGCCUGGUUGAUUCCUGUCUUUGUCGGUCUUUCCUGCUUCGGGGCCGUCAAUGGAUCUCUGUUUACUUCAGCACGGCUGUUUUACGCCGGAGCCAGAGAGGGUCAACUCCCUGCCGCUCUGGGACUGGUUCACACAGACUUGUUUACACCUGUUCCAUCCCUAAUCUUUACAUGCUUCCUGUCCAUGCUGUAUGCCAUCUCCCAGGAUAUUUUCUCAGUCAUCAACCUCUUCAGCUUCUUCACCUGGCUGUGCGUUGGGAUGGCCAUUGCCGGUUUGGUGUGGCUGCGCAUCACCAAGCCAGACCUCAGAAGGCCUAUCAAGGUCUAUCUUUUCAUCCCUGUGACGUUUGUGUUGGGCUGCGUCUUCAUGAUCGUCGUGUCUUUCUGGGCGGCUCCGUUUGAGAGCCUGGUGGGCAGCAGCAUUAUUCUCACAGGCAUUCCUGCCUAUCUGCUUGGCUACAAAUGGAAGAAACCCCAUAUGGUCAAGAAGAUGCUGGAAAUCUUCACAAUGUUCUGUCAGAAGAUCUUCAUGUCGGUUCCUGAGGAGAAGGACAAACAGGAGGUGGCCGAGUAACUUCUGGCAAGCUUGGCAUCAGUCUUCAAAUGUUUACAUUCGUUUUUUUUUAUAUAGUUUGAGCACAUUAUUUUUAGAUUUUGUCCUACCAGUUACAGCAAAAGUGGAUUUAAAAAAAAAAAAAGUAUAAAUCUACAAGGUGCACAGGUGGCCUUAUGAAAUGUCUCCAGGUCUAAAAUGUUAUCUAAAUUUUGCAUCUGAUUUGUUUCUGCUGCUCUUAAUGUGAAAGCUUUUGAUAGUUUGGUCCUGUUUAACGCUGGAACAUACUUUCAUCUUAAAAUGUGAAUAGAUGCGAUGGAACCCGGAUUAUUUAGAUACUGCAAAUACAGCAUUAGAACAUGUAAAUCUACUGCCCUGCAGGUUUGUUUUCCAUUGAUAAAAAAAAAAGAAAAGCAAAACACAGAAGACAGUUUUGAUUGUGUUUACUUUUUAUAUCACUAACAAUAGAACGUGUCACAGUUUUUAAUAGUUUAGACUUCUUUAGAAUGUGAAAAACUUUGAGGUGACCUGAAGGCUUAGCAUAGCAUAUACAGAUCUAUUUCUGUAUUUGAGACAUGCUGCUAGCCUACAUUGGCUCUUAAAUGUCCACAUGUGCUGCAUGAUAAUAGGAAAACAGAACACUUCAAUAUUAUAGUUGAAUAUUACGUCACUUAAACCAAAUGCUAUCCUAGCUCUCUGAUCUUGGUCUCUAACGGGUAUAACGGGUUAUGGAAGUCCAUCCAAGUGUCCAAAUGUAUUAUAGGUAAGCAGAGUUCUGAUCUGGAAAUAUUCUAGACUAUCCUUUAUCACCUGAAAAAAAUACUUUGCAAUUGCAAUAUUAGACACAAUCAUACUUUGAUAACAACUGGGACUUGAUAAAGUGUGCAGCUUUGCCACACAGCCUUAUUAAAGUCCCCUGGUUUUGAAAUGAUACAGCAUUUCCAAACUUUUAGCACCUCAAAUUGUGCUUACAUUUGUCCUGUGCAACUGAACUGAAAGUCGAACAAAUCUGAUUAAAAAUAUAAAAGAGCCUCAAUAACCUGUUUAGAUAAGUGUGCACACCCUCAAGCUGAUACUCUGCUGCACAGCAUUCAGUCUUCUCUGGUAGGACUCUACCAGAAUCCAGCAUCUCACCUUUCGAGUUGUUUCCCACGUUACAGAAUUUCUCCAAACCUCUCAGGUUGUGAGGGCAUUGCUUGCUCGCAGCCUUCUGCUGGUGGCCACGUAGUUUUCUGUGAGAUUUUGUACUUUUGUAUUUUUGCAUGGACUCAAUGUGGUGCUGAAAAAAAUGAAAUUUUCUCUCCAGGCUCACUUUUCUUGCUGAGGCCUGAACAGUUUUGAGUUAGCUGACCCAUAAUUUCAUUCACUUAGUUAAAAAUAUCUUUUCCAAUCUAAGGAAAAGCAGCCCCAGAUCAUAAUGCUGCCUCCACCGUGUUUCACCGUGGGCAUGGCCAUGUCUUUGUGCUGUGUGGUUUAUUUGCCUGAAAUAUGCUUUUUGAUAUGUGAACCAAAAUCUCCUGUCUGAUUAUUUCAGAUAACAAACUCUCCAAAAAAAGGAUCUGGAAGAUUUUACCCAUGGCUGGAUGUUUAUUUUUUUUUGGAAGAAAAGACUUCUGUCUUGCCACUCUGCCCCUUGAUCUACGGAAAGUAAACUUGCUACACCUUAAACACAACCAGUACUUGUUGGAAACUUCUCCAGAUCCUUCAAUGUUUUUCUCGGCCAUUGGCAAACUUUUUCUCAAGGAUGACUUUGAGCCGGUUCUCCUCUAAAAACAAAGGCUUAAGCUAAAGGAAGAAAAUAUAAAAAAUAUAAAAAAAAGAAAAAAGAAAGAGUAACUUCACUUAAUUUUAGAUUCACUAGACUUGUUUAUAGGUGUGAAAUCAAGAAGACUGAAAGCUGAGUUAAAAAGGUGCUUCAGCAAAGUUUUAGUUAAAGGUGGUUCACACUUAUGCAACCUGGUUACUGCAGCUUUGUUUUUGAACUGUAUGGGAUAGUUCACGUUAAAUACUAGUAAAUGAUUCAAAAUGAUCAUGCUUUAUGAUUUAUCAUGCUGUCAUUUUUUGAGGGUCAACAACCUGGAAUAUUAGCUGUCCUAUUUGCACUUUUCAGAGCCACUAUAUAAGGUCACUGUUUGAAGAGGACUAAUAGCAGAGCCGCUUUUGUUUUAACCCAUAUUAAUAUUCCUGUUAAGUUACUUUUAAUUUAAAACAACUUUUUUUUCAUCCUUUCUACUAUGACUUAGCACCUAUUUUAAAUCACAGCCUCUAGAAACAUAACACUAGAUUUGUAAUUUCUACUGUAGGAGUGCUGCUAUCCGGCUAGCCAACUUUUUCUAUGAUUUCACUCCGGUGUGAAACCGAGUUAACUCUGUGUGCAAAGCAGAAAAAGGUGACGUAAAGCACUGGUAGCAGAAGCGAAGCAUCUGUAUAGUUAUCUCUGUAGUGGUUGUAUUAGUGUUUGUAUUGGAGGUUUUUCUCGUCCGUGCCAGCUUCGUCAGUGCUGAUGUUUAACAUUUUAGUGACACUCUCAGACCAAAUUGAAUGUGUAAUGACGUUUGGUGACGCAGCCCCGAAAGCCACCCCAAAGAAAGACAUUCCCGGAAGCAGGAAGCUUUAAAAGCUUUUGAAGUGUUACCCGCUCUGAAAGCUUACACUGAAUUCUGACAUUCGUUGCGUUCAUGUUGGCUGAAGGCAUGAGACAGGAAGACGAGUGCCAUCCUACCAACAUUUUUAUUCUAUGAUUUUACUCUAAGAAUUUCUCAAAAUGUCAGAGAAUUCAGUUUAUUCUCUACUUAUCUGUCCUUUUUGCUUGCAUUAUUGAUUUACAUGUUUUAUUUUCCAGAUCAGAUAGGCAUUUAAUAAAACUUUGAUAGUGCACAUUUCUAACUGCCAAUGAGUUGUAACUGUCAAAUAUUUAUUUCUUAAAAGUAUCAAAGAAUAUUUUACACUCACCUAACAUCCACAGCAGCUAUGAGCACACCACUGAAUAGCACAAAGGUUGAAGAAAGACGUAUGGAACGCCCUCUUUAUUGAUUGACCUCAAAUAAAGAUGAAUGCUUUCUGCAAGCCUCAUCAUAUAUUUUAUGUUGUGCACAAAAUACUGUAUCUGUAUAAAACGUCGCUAUAUAUCUGUAAUCACGUUUGACAGGUAAAAUGUUAUGGGGAAUUAAAAAUAUUUUUAAUCUUAAAAUUGAGAGUACCUAUUAUAUCUGUUGUAUCUCAGUGACCAUGGCAGGUACAUGUAAUAAUAAAAGUAUUUUCUUCAGA